Messenger RNA from Cyprinodon tularosa, 2150 nucleotides. RefSeq names its product Rh50-like protein (gene rh50). The record is from RefSeq and is a predicted model, not a curated record. The coding region runs from base 112 to 1596 and encodes 494 amino acids. Gene Ontology annotation, biological process: ammonium transmembrane transport; ammonium homeostasis. The transcript has a single exon. NCBI's taxonomy places the organism in Eukaryota, Metazoa, Chordata, Actinopteri, Cyprinodontiformes, Cyprinodontidae. Gene Ontology annotation, molecular function: ammonium channel activity. Gene Ontology annotation, cellular component: plasma membrane.
UCUAAGUGAGAGUAGGUUUUAAACAAGGUCUUUGACCUGUCUUAUGUAAACAGAAAUAUUUAAACCUGGAAUAGUAGAGGCUGCUGCAAAUAGUUCCAGAGAGCUGACAAGAUGAAGAAGCGGUCGACAAACCUUCGAAUCAAGUUACCCGUCUUCCUGUUUGUAACCCAGGUGAUUUUUGUUGCCCUUUACUUUGCCUUUGUGACUUAUGAUGAGCACGCUGAUGCCCGUUUUCAGACCAAUCAGACAAAUCCGAUGCACAAUGCCAUCUACAAGGACUACCCCAUCUUCACAGAUAUACAAGUCAUGAUAUUCCUUGGCUUCGGAUGCUUGCUGGCAUUUUUCCGAUUUUAUGGCUAUGGUGGAAUGGUUUUUAACUUUCUGACUGCUACCUUUGCCAUCCAGUGGGCCAUUCUGGUGCAGGGCUACUUCCAGUUCUACCACAAUGGAAAGAUCCACCUUGGAGUGAUCAAUCUGAUAAAUGCAGAGUUUGCCUGUGCAGUGGUCCUCAUCUCUUUUGGAGCCGUGCUGGGGAAGACCAGCCCACUGCAGCUGCUGGUGAUGGCUCUGCUGGAGGUCCCAGUGUUUGCAGUCACAGAGUGGAUGGUGCUGAAGUAUCUGAGGAUCAACGAUGCAGGAGGAUCUAUUCUCAUUCAUCUAUUUGCCUGUUAUUUUGGGCUGGGUGUCACUUUUGUGCUUUACAGGUCUGGUUUAAAAGAGGGCCAUAUUAAGGAGAACACCAGUUAUCACUCUGACAUCCUGUCUGUGAUUGGCACCUUGUUCCUCUGGGUGUUCUGGCCAUCAUUCAACUCAGCGCUCACCCUUAAGGGUGACGACCAGCACAGGGCCAUCCUUCACACCUUCAUCGGCCUCAGCGCCUCCACACUCACUGCAUUUGCUUUGUCUGCGAUGCUGAAUAAAAACGGAAAGCUCACCAUGGCGGAUAUUCAGAACGUGACGCUAGCUGGAGGGGUGACAGUCGGGGCUUCUGUAGAUAUGAUGAUAUCACCUGCGGUUGCAUAUGUGCUGGGUAUGUUGGGCUGCACUGCCUGCAUGCUUGGCUACAAGUACCUCAGCCCAUUCUUAGCAAGGCGCUGUAGGAUCCAGGAUCAGUGCGGGAUACACAACCUGCACGGACUUACAGGACUCAUUUCAUGUGUCGCAGGGAUAUGUGCCAUUUUGAUGGCUGACGAGGAGGUUUACGGUCCCAGCUUGUAUGAGAUCUUCUCCCACAGAGCUCCUGUGGAGGGAGACCCCAAGCUGCAAGAGCUAAAGAAGCUGGUUCCAGGUUUACAACAGGGUUUGGGAAGGACUGCACAGGAGCAGGCUCUGUUCCAGGUUGCAGCUGUGUUUUCCACAAUAGGACUAUCAGCACUGGGUGGCAUCCUGACAGGUUAUGUGUUGAAGGUACCUUACCUAGCAUCGCCUCCGGAUGACCUCUGUUUCGAUGAUGUGCUUUUUUUUGAAGUUCCCGCAGAUUAUAAUGCACCUCUUAAACAUGGCAACAACAUCACAUCAGAGGAUUCUCCAGCUCUGCAACACCAAAGAGUUUUUAUCCAAUUAAUGGACAAUAAUGAGGAAAUCAAAUGGGCCUAACUUUGUUUUUUAAACUGAUUGAAGCUGUGUGUGGUAUAUCACUUACUGUUAAAUAAAUGUUAUAUAUCCAUUAAACUGUAAUAAUCCCUGACAUUUGUUUUUUAAAUGCCAUUUAGCAAUUUUGCUUGAUUAUUAUGCUCUGGAAAAAUAGAAGGGUUACUUUCAGCUUCCAUGCAAAAUACAGUUACUAGUUUAACAUUCAAUUCAGUAUUUAAUCUUUUUUUUUUUUUUUUUACAAUUUUAAAUUUUAGUUGUGUUCAGAUUUUAAUAUCCAUGAAUAAAAUUGAGAUUAUAUUUUCAAAAGGAUGAAUAAAACAAGGCAGCUGAGAACACGAUCAGGAGAUUACGAUGACAGAGCCAAUAGCAAAUUUCACAGCUUGGAUUUGAGUGCAUGAAGCACAGAUUAUAAGAGAAUUUGUCAAGUGAAGAGAAGGAGAUUUAACAAACUGGAACCCCAUCAAAUUUUUUGAUAUUUUGUUAUUUAUCUGUGGGGAGCCUAGUGUUGUUGUUAAUCCAGUCUGCUUGUGUCCACUUCUUUAAAAAAAAAAAAGAAA